GUGUCCGGACGGCCGGAGAGGCCCUGGCGGUUUCCAUUCGACGAGGAGUAAGGGGGGGUGUUAUAGCUGGACGAGACCAUGGGGAAACUGAACAUCGUUUUGUUCCGAUACCUUUCCCGGGACCACUUCAGGGUACUAACGGCGGUGGAAAUGGGCAUGAAGAACCAUGAAAUAGUCCCUCCUAGCUUGAUUGCUUCCAUUGCCAGCCUCAAACAUGGGGGAUGUAACAAAAUUCUAAGAGAAUUAGCAAAGCACAGACUCCUGGCCUAUGAGCGAACCAAAACUGUCCAAGGCUAUCGAUUAACUAAUGGAGGAUAUGAUUAUCUUGCUUUGAAAACCCUUUCUUCUCGACAAGUUAUCAGUUCUGUUGGAAACCAGAUGGGUGUUGGAAAAGAAUCAGAUAUUUAUAUUGUUGCUAAUGAAGAAGAACAACAAUUUGCAUUAAAGUUGCAUAGACUUGGGAGAACAUCUUUUCGGAACUUAAAGAACAAACGCGAUUACCAUAAACACAGGCACAAGAUGUCAUGGCUGUAUCUGUCACGUCUUGCUGCAAUGAAGGAAUUUGCCUAUAUGAAGUGUUUGCAUGACAGAAAAUUUCCUGUUCCAAAACCAUAUGACUACAAUAGACAUGCAGUAGUAAUGGAACUUGUCAAUGGUUAUCCACUGUGUCAAGUGCAUCACCUCAAAGACCCUGCCUCUCUGUAUAAUGAGUUAAUGGAAUUAGUCGUCAAGCUUGCAAACCAUGGUUUGAUCCAUGGUGAUUUCAAUGAAUUCAAUCUCAUGUUGGACAGCGAAGACCGGAUCACGAUGAUUGAUUUUCCCCAAAUGGUGUCAACCUCUCACCCCAAUGCUGAAUGGUAUUUUGACAGAGAUGUGAAAUGCAUUCGUGAUUUCUUCAUGAAGCGCUUCAGCUAUGAAAGUGAACUCUAUCCAACAUUCAAGGAUAUUACGAGGGAGUGUUCGCUCGAUGUCGAAAUUGCAGCCAGCGGGUACACCAAAGAAAUGCAGGAAGAUGAUGAACUUCUUUAUCCAACUUGCCCUCAUGAUGAGGGCCAUAAAACUGAGUUUUCUCCUGACGGACAAGUUCCUAAAGGGGAAAUGACUGCAUGUAGUGGCACAGAUCAAAAGACGGAUGGAAGCUUCACAGAUGAGGUAGAAGAGGCCUCUGACAUUUCAGAGCAAACUAGCGAAGAAGAGAAUGCUGAUGAAAGUGAGCAAGGUUUAGAUUUGCAGGAGUUCAGCUGUGCCUUACAACAAGUUGAAGGGCAAAUGAUUGUUGCUGGAGCUGGGGCUAAUGCAGAAAGCUCUGCAAUUGAUUUUUCUGAGGACAAAAGGAAAAUUGAAAAAUCCAGCAAAAUUGAAGAUCGGUCAGGUCAAGGGGAAGAUCCUGCUGACAAAGAACAUGAAGAUGAAUGCCCUGAUCUGGUUGACUUGUCAACAUUAAACAGGGAAUUCAGGCCUUUCAGAGAUGAAGAGACCCUUUUCCACAUCAAUGAUCACAGGACAAGGACUACUAGUGUAACUUCAGUAGAAAGUGCUGGAGGCUGUUCAACAAUUCCAGCAGAACUGGUAAAACAGAAGAUAAAGCGUCAGCUGACUAAACAGCAAAAAGCUGCUGUCCGACGGCGGCUGCAGAAAGGAGAAGCUAAUGUUUACACCAAACAGCGGCGUGAGCACAUGUACAAUAUCAAGUCAAGUUUGGAUGCAGCUAGCUUCUGGGGCUGACACCCAACAGAAAUAUGUUCCCUCUUUUUUUGUGCCUCACAAAUCACUGAAAGUAUUCUGUUCUUUUUAUUGUAAACCUGAGUAUGAUUCAAGGCUAUGUACAUGAUUAAAUUUAAAAUUAAAGAGAUUAAAUGGACUACAGAGAGACUGAGCUCCUCCAGCCUACUUGAGGCCUGCCCAGGUGUGCCAUGUCUUGGGUAUGUCCAGUUUGAUUUGUUUACUUCGGAUGGCGGGUCCCACCCCUAGAGCUAAUGGGCUAUGCAGGUUGACUUCUGGGGUGGGGGCGGGGUGGGGGCUUUGAUUCGGCCGAAGAAGUGACUGUUCCUUUCUUGUCUGCUCCAGGCUUAUAAAUAAGGGGCUUCAGCUGCAUAAUUUAUCACAUACAGAUGUAAUUGCCAGAGAAACUAAACUUAGAAUUUAGCAUAUAGGAGUCGUUAACUGGUUAUCAGCCCAACCCUAUGCAUGUAGAUCAACAUCUGGAAAGUGUGCACAGGAUUGUACUGCUGGAUUUCGAAGUAAGGCUACAAUGCUAUGCACACUUUUCAGGGAGUAAGUUACAUUGAACACAGUGGGACAGGUAUAAAGUUUAAAAUAAAGCCCAUAAAAUGCAAUAAUCAAGCAUAGAAACAAGCUGCAAAGAUGUUUAGGAGAUGGGUGUAAGGCAGGUACAAAUCCACAAGCUGAAGCAACUUGUGGCUGACAUUUUAAGACCAAUUGACAACACAGUUAAAUUAAUUACUACGUAGACCCAUUAAUUGCAUGGGGACGAAACUGCCUUAAAGUCUUUGAAGUAGUUGAUGUAACACCUUCAGCAGUAUUUUGAUUUCUGAGCUUGAACAAAGGUUAGCAAGUCUUUAAUGAAUAGCAGAGCUUUGAACCCAGAAUCUCUCAUUUGAUUUUUCUCCACACCCCUGAGGUUUUAGGUAUAAAUCCUGCCCAAACUGACAAGUAAUAAAAAUGAUUUUGCACAGGCCUUGCUGGCACUCCAUCUCUGAGCAGGUCUGUGCAACUGCUAAUAUUUUUUUGUCAUAUGCAUUCAACAAUUUACUAGAUGGCCUAUUACAGAAGAUCUUGAAAAUUCUUUAGCCAGGAGCAUUUCGCUGAAGUGUUGCGUUUCCAAAGCAUGUAACAUUUCCUACUUAACAGAAAUAGAAGCAAACAGUUGUUAUGCUGGGUGUAAUUUAGCAUAGAAGUUUGUUAACUUCACAAAAAAUAUUUGGAAAAUGUUAAAAAAUAAAAAUCUAAGAAUGCCUUUGCAAA
Messenger RNA from Elgaria multicarinata webbii, 2985 nucleotides. RefSeq names its product RIO kinase 2 (gene RIOK2). The coding region runs from base 79 to 1725 and encodes 548 amino acids. The record is from RefSeq and is a predicted model, not a curated record. Gene Ontology annotation, molecular function: protein serine/threonine kinase activity; ATP binding. The transcript has 10 exons. Gene Ontology annotation, cellular component: cytosol; preribosome, small subunit precursor; nucleus. Gene Ontology annotation, biological process: protein phosphorylation; maturation of SSU-rRNA. NCBI's taxonomy places the organism in Eukaryota, Metazoa, Chordata, Lepidosauria, Squamata, Anguidae.